This is a messenger RNA of Brugia malayi, 450 nucleotides long. Its product is annotated as NADH:ubiquinone oxidoreductase 17.2 kD subunit family protein. The transcript has 3 exons. The record is from RefSeq and is a predicted model, not a curated record. Gene Ontology annotation, cellular component: membrane. Bases 1 to 450 code for a protein of 149 amino acids. Lineage: Eukaryota; Metazoa; Nematoda; Chromadorea; Rhabditida; Onchocercidae. Gene Ontology annotation, biological process: mitochondrial respiratory chain complex I assembly.
AUGACUCGUCGUCCAGGUGUAUUGACAUUUAUUUGGCGUAAUUUUUUGGAUUCGCUUGAUCGGAAACGAUUCCAGAAGACUUUCGUUGGUAAUGAUGAACAAGGUAACAAAUACUACGAAUUAACUAAAUCUCGACGAAUUGUUAACAGGGGUUUUGUUCCAGCAAAUACGUCAUCUCAGGUGCCAUCACCAGAAUGGCUAACAUGGCUACGAGGAAUACGGAAAUUGCCACCUACAGAAGAAGAAAUCUUGGCGAAUAAGCAAGCUAGAGAAGAGGUGGUAGAGAAGAUGAAAAAACUAGAACAGGAUAGAAGGAACGAAAUUCCAGCUAAUGAAUCAAAAAAGAUACCUUACAUAGAAUCGACAACGAUAUCGGACGAUUUCGAUUCACAACCUAGAGGUUUUCCACGUUACGUGGACUACGAUAAAAAACAGCCAGAAAUGUCAUGA